AUCAGAUCCCAACCGCCAGGAAGCCGGCGCCAUCAUGCCCAAGAAUAAAGGGAAAGGAGGUAAAAACAGGCGAAGAGGUAAGAAUGAGAAUGAAUCUGAAAAGAGAGAACUGGUCUUUAAAGAGGAUGGCCAAGAGUAUGCUCAGGUAAUCAAAAUGCUGGGAAAUGGACGAUUAGAAGCAAUGUGUUUUGAUGGUGUAAAGAGGUUAUGUCAUAUCAGAGGAAAACUGAGAAAAAAGGAUAACAAAGCUGAUGUAAUUUUAAAGUACAAUGCAGAUGAAGCUAGAAGUCUGAAGGCAUAUGGCGAGCUUCCAGAACAUGCUAAAAUCAACGAAACAGAUACAUUUGGUCCUGGAGAUGAUGAUGAAAUCCAGUUUGAUGACAUUGGAGAUGAUGAUGAAGACAUUGACGAUAUCUAAAUUGAACUUAAAGUUUCGGAGUAUUUGUUCCAUAGUUUGGGUUUUGGCCAUCACCUGUCAAGAAGACUAAAACUUCAGGAUAAUUGCAGUUUGCUAACACACACUGAUUUGUUUUCAUUGUUUUCAUGUAUUUAUUAUUAUCUUUAAAUGAGCUGU
Messenger RNA from Myotis lucifugus (little brown bat), 574 nucleotides. RefSeq names its product eukaryotic translation initiation factor 1A, X-chromosomal. Lineage: Eukaryota; Metazoa; Chordata; Mammalia; Chiroptera; Vespertilionidae. Bases 35 to 418 code for a protein of 127 amino acids. The record is from RefSeq and is a predicted model, not a curated record. Gene Ontology annotation, biological process: translational initiation. Gene Ontology annotation, cellular component: cytoplasm. Gene Ontology annotation, molecular function: translation initiation factor activity; RNA binding. The transcript is spliced from 2 exons.